AUGGAAGCACCGCCGGUCACAGUCAUGCCUGUCACGGGGGGGACAAUUAAUAUGAUGGAAUAUUUACUGCAAGGCAGUGUUUUGGACCAGGCUCUUGACAGUCUCCUGCAUCGACUGCGAGGCUUAUGCGAUAACAUGGAACCAGAGAGUUUUGCUGACCACGAGCUGGUCUAUCUGCUGAAAGGUCAACAGGGAAACCCCUUCAUGCUCCGGGCCCGACGCUCUCUGGCUCACCCCACCGCCCCCUGGCACCUCCGUUACCUCGGCCAACCCGAGGUGGGCGACAAGAGUCGCCAUGCUCUGGUGCGCAACUGCGUGGACGUCGCCGCUUCGCACAGCCUGCCCGACUUUCUCAACGAGAUGGGUUUCCGCAUGGACCACGAAUUUGUCGCCAAGGGUCACGUUUUCCGGAAGGGGGCGCUUAAGGUCGUCGUGAGCAAAGUGUCUCGGGUGCUGGUCCCGGGAAACACGGACAACAUCGAGCCUCUGUCUCUGUCUUACCUGGUGGAGCUCAGCGUACUGGCGCCAGCUGGACAGGACACGGUUUCUGAGGACAUGCGUAGCUUUGCAGAACAGCUAAAGCCCCUUGUACACCUGGAGAAAAUAGACCCCAAGAGAGUGUGAGAGGUGGAAGAUCAGCGCUGUUUCUA
This is a messenger RNA of Chanos chanos (milkfish), 650 nucleotides long. It is a transcript of the gene med18, whose product is annotated as mediator of RNA polymerase II transcription, subunit 18 homolog (yeast). Lineage: Eukaryota; Metazoa; Chordata; Actinopteri; Gonorynchiformes; Chanidae. The record is from RefSeq and is a predicted model, not a curated record. Bases 1 to 624 code for a protein of 207 amino acids. The transcript has 2 exons. Gene Ontology annotation, cellular component: mediator complex; core mediator complex. Gene Ontology annotation, biological process: termination of RNA polymerase II transcription; regulation of transcription by RNA polymerase II. Gene Ontology annotation, molecular function: transcription coregulator activity.